AUGGCAGAAGAAAGCCAUCCCUCGAAAAAACGGCGUUUGGAGAACGGUUACACCGCGACACCGGAAACCUCCUCUGACGAGCUUGCAGCAAACUCGGAUGUCGAGCGGAGAGGAGAAAGUUGGGCGGAAGAAAACCCCAUCGUUUACAGAUCUUCUGUGGAAUACAAAAGGGAUCGCUCCGUGAGCCGGAGUCGCAGCCGCAGCCGCGGCCGCAGCCUCAGUCACAGCGGGUCAGGGAGCCCAGACGAGCUCGCAGAGGAUGCCAGCACUUACUGGCGGCGACGGAGGUCCGGGAUACAUAGCAUGACCUCCUCGCGAGAAGAUAGCCCGCAAGAAAGCGAUCGCCCGGAUGGAUCGGAAAACGGCCCAUUUGACCGGGGAGUUAGUGAGCGCUCCGUCGAACUCGAUUCAUCGUCAACUCCCACACCGCUGUCGCCAUCGCCUCCGCCAAAACCAGAACGAUUAUACUACCGAGAAAAGUAUGUACUGAAAGGACACCAGCUGGGAGUGUCAACUGUCAAAUUCUCUCCCGAUGGAUCUAUGAUUGCUAGUUGCUGUAAGGAUAGAACUCGAAUGAACUCUUCUAUACUUUGUCUGUGGUCUAACAAAUUGGGAGCAGCUGCGGAUGCUACAAUAAAAAUAUGGGAUACGGCUAGUGGACGACUCAUCCAUACAUUCGAAGGACAUUUGGCUGGCAUUUCGACAAUAUCAUGGAGCCCAGACGGAGCUAUAAUCGCAUCAGGGUCUGACGAUAAGUCUAUUAGAUUGUGGCAUGUUUCAACUGGAAAACCACAUCCCAACCCUUUCCUCGGCCACCACAACUACAUAUACUCCGUCGCCUUCUCUCCAAAAGGAAACAUGCUUGUCAGUGGAUCGUAUGACGAAGCCGUUUAUCUAUGGGACGUCCGAUCCGCACGGGUAAUGCGCUCACUCCCUGCCCACUCUGAUCCUGUUGCUGGUGUCGAUAUUGUGCGCGAUGGAACGCUUAUUGUUUCAUGUGCAAGUGAUGGCCUCAUUCGCAUUUGGGACACUGGCACAGGGCAAUGCCUCCGGACUCUCGUUCAUGAAGACAACCCUCCCGUUUCAGCUGUGAAAUUCUCGCCAAAUGGCAAGUACGUGCUCGCUUGGACGCAUGACGACUGCGUUAGGUUGUGGGACUACGUUGAGGGUCGAUGUAUCAAGACAUACCAAGGCCAUAAAAAUAGGAAGUAUAGUCUUUCAGGCGCUUUCGGGGUGUACGGUGCACUUGGUGGUGAGGUUAUGGCUUUCGCAGCCAGCGGAAGCGAGGAUGGAGCGGUGCUUUGUUGGGACGUGGUUAGUAAGAAGGUGCUACAGAAGCUUGAGGGGCAUUCUGAUGUCGUUUUGGAUGUUGAUACGUACUGUUCUGGGGAGAGCCGGUUAAUCGCAAGUUGCGGUUUGGACAGGACAAUACGAGUUUGGGAGGAGGAACAGCCCCUCCUAGGGUCGAAUCACCAGACUGGCACAAGGGACAAGCUGCCAGAACAUGAGAUACCAGAGGAUGAGUUAUCGGGUGUCGACGAUAACAUUGAUGCACGUGUACAAGUUGACGAUGACCUCGACAUGGAUGUUGAUGGUGAUGCCAUUCUGAGAUGA
Molecule: messenger RNA, 1614 nt
Organism: Histoplasma capsulatum G186AR
Lineage: Eukaryota; Fungi; Ascomycota; Eurotiomycetes; Onygenales; Ajellomycetaceae
Product: WD domain-containing protein
Exons: 2
Coding region: 1-1614 (537 amino acids)
Molecular function (GO): protein binding
Source: RefSeq, a predicted model, not a curated record